AUGUCCAUCAUUCAGCAGCACACGUCUGCUACGCUCAGCGACGCCUGGCGCACCAUCAACAUCGACGCCCUGCAGGAGGACUCGCCGCACAACUUUGACACCUCCACGCUGCACCCGCCUCAGCCCGAGAUCGACGAGUCCGAGGUCCGCGGGCUUGCUGGGCAAGUCAGGCAGCUGUUGAGGGGCGGUGAUGCGGAAGGCGCGUUGAGGGGUUGCUUGGAGUUCCCGGUGUACAACGGCGCCGAUGCCGCCAAGGAUGCCCACCUCCAAACCAUCACCGAGGUCCUCCAGUCCAUUAAGGCCUCCGAGAUGACGCCCCUGCUCAAGUCCAUCUACGGAUCCCCCGGCGGCCCCGAGCUGCUCGACGUCCUCAUGAAGUACAUCUACAAGGGUAUGGCGGGUUCCGCUGGUGGUUCCUCGGGGCUGAGGUCGCCGCCGCCGCAGGCUGCGCCAGGCGGGUUCAGCCAGAUUGGCGGACGGCCCGGCGGCACGAACGAGAAUGUCGGCAGCGCGAUGAGCGUGCUGCUUAGCUGGCACGAGAAGGUUGUCGAUGUUGCUGGGCUGGGAUCUAUCGGUCGUGUCAUGACGGAUUGGAGACGGGUUUAA
Colletotrichum aenigma is the source of this 606-nucleotide messenger RNA. RefSeq names its product Actin-related protein 2/3 complex subunit 5 (gene ARC15). The coding region runs from base 1 to 606 and encodes 201 amino acids. The record is from RefSeq and is a predicted model, not a curated record. NCBI's taxonomy places the organism in Eukaryota, Fungi, Ascomycota, Sordariomycetes, Glomerellales, Glomerellaceae. The transcript has 2 exons. Gene Ontology annotation, biological process: regulation of actin filament polymerization; Arp2/3 complex-mediated actin nucleation. Gene Ontology annotation, cellular component: Arp2/3 protein complex; cytoplasm; actin cytoskeleton. Gene Ontology annotation, molecular function: actin filament binding.